Messenger RNA from Dioszegia hungarica, 975 nucleotides. RefSeq lists its product as uncharacterized. The coding region runs from base 1 to 975 and encodes 324 amino acids. The record is from RefSeq and is a predicted model, not a curated record. Lineage: Eukaryota; Fungi; Basidiomycota; Tremellomycetes; Tremellales; Bulleribasidiaceae. The transcript is spliced from 4 exons.
AUGUCUGCCAGCCACACGAACCUCGUGUUCAUCAACAGGAGUACGUUGUCCUCGCGCUCGAUGGGAUCGGUCCAUGAACCUCCUGUGCUGAAGCUCGAGCCAGGACUGAAGAACGGUACACUUCACCUCGGCGCCUCCCUUGAGGGUACAGUCGAUUGUACCGCCGGGGAGGCCGAGAUGAACGUCACAGACCUCUACGCGGAUCUGAGCCGCGCUUGGGAUACGCACCUCUCUACCAAUAACCUCGCCGGCUCUGGCACCGCUUGGCACUUGACCGCAUUCGUCGCCCGUGGCGACACGAUCCAGCCGGAGAUGCUCUGGAAGACUGAGAGCGGACACACAUUCCGCGUCGAGGUUGAGUCCCUUCAGCCACACCGCCUAUCGCAAGCCGUGGCGGAGAUAGGAAGUUCGUGGCACUGGCGCAGCCUAGGAACACCUAUCGCUCCUAUCGCUGACGAGUCCUUGCACCUCGAGGCACUGAUGACCCGGGCGUUGUAUGAUCCUUCACGCGGCCAUUUGACGUCAUAUACUCAGUGCUCUCUCCAUCGAGGCGUGAGAAGGCCUCAUCAUCACGACAUCUGGAUAUAUGAGACUCGAAUGCGUGAUACUUCCGUACAAUAUCCCUGUCUACAUCAAGCUUUGGUAUCAAUUGAUCAUAUUCAGUUACCAGACAUGUCCACCACACAGACCUCCCUGGACCUCAUGGUCAAUCCAAUUGCGACCGUUCUUGGCUUCAAUUUGAAGUUGGGGCAAGACAGCGAUCCUCAGGCCACGAAAGAGCGGCUUCGCACACUGCGAAAAGACCUUGACGCAUGGUGGACAGAGACCAAGGAUGCGUCUUCCAAGAGCGACGGGGACGUCAAGACCCUGAUUGAGGAGAGAAUCCAGUGGCAGAGUUGUGCGGUUGAGCGAGAGGCGGUGAUGUACCAAGUCCUGCUGGGAAUAUGCGAGAAGGCACGCAUGCAUCGCAAGUAG